AUGACGUCUGUCCUGCAGGAGAUCACUCUGUCUGAGGUGCUGCAGGUCCGAGGCCCCGCCCAUCUCACCGUGCCCGCCUCGCCAGGCCACACCUUGGAGGUGGAGACGGCCACGCUGGUGUUCUGCGUGGCGACCGGAGAGAGCGGGCCGGCCUGGGAGAACGCCAUCCGGCAGGCUCUGAUGCCGGUGCAGAGCAGCGAAGGACACGGAGAGCAGGAUGAAGAGUCACGCAGAGACAGUUUGGACAUCAGCUCGGUGUAUCAGAUCUCCACAGACGAGGUGUUGGGCUCGGGACAGUUUGGAGUGGUGUACAAAGGUACUCACAGGAAGUCGGGUCGGCCAGUCGCCAUCAAAGUCAUCGACAAGACGCGCUUCCCCACCAAACAAGAGACGCAGCUGAGGAACGAAGUGGCCAUCUUGCAGAAUCUGUCCCACCUCGGUGUGGUUCUGUUGGAGGGGAUGUUCGAGACGGUGGAGUACGUCUUUGUCGUCAUGGAGAAGCUCCAUGGAGACAUGCUGGAGAGCAUUAUGUCCAGUGAGAGUAGCCGACUCCCUGAACGCAACACCCGCUUCCUCGUCACGCAGAUCCUCGAGGCUCUGCGGUAUCUGCACUUCAAACAUAUCGCUCACUGUGACCUGAAGCCUGAGAACGUCCUGCUGGCGUCUGCAGACCCUUUCCCUCAGGUGAAGCUGUGCGACUUCGGCUUCGCCCGCAUCAUCGGCGAGAAGUCUUUCCGCCGUUCGGUCGUGGGCACGCCGGCCUACCUGGCGCCCGAGGUGAUCAGCAGCAGCAGCGGCUACAACCGCUCGCUGGACAUGUGGUCCGUGGGCGUCAUCAUGUACGUGAGCCUGAGCGGCACGUUCCCCUUCAACGAGGACGAGGACAUCAGGCAGCAGAUCACCAACGCCACCUUCAUGUACCCACGGCAGCCGUGGGCCUCCAUCUCGCUGGAGGCCGUGAGUCUCAUCAACAACCUGCUGCAGGUGUCGGUCAGACGCAGGUUCAGUGUGGGCAAAGCUCUGGGACACCCCUGGCUGCAGGACUUCCAGCUGUGGUGUGACCUGCGGGGGUUCGAGCAGCAGAUGGGCUGCAGGUAUCUGACGCACCGAGGGGACGAGGAGCGCUGGAUACACUACACCCAGGAGAGGGGCCUGGACUUCCCCUCCCACCUCUGCUGGGACCCCGACAUGUGACCUCGGUGACUACGUU
Cottoperca gobio is the source of this 1210-nucleotide messenger RNA. It is a transcript of the gene prkd4, whose product is annotated as protein kinase D4. Gene Ontology annotation, molecular function: ATP binding; protein serine/threonine kinase activity. The record is from RefSeq and is a predicted model, not a curated record. Bases 1 to 1194 code for a protein of 397 amino acids. Gene Ontology annotation, biological process: phospholipase C-activating G protein-coupled receptor signaling pathway; intracellular signal transduction; protein phosphorylation. The transcript has 9 exons. Gene Ontology annotation, cellular component: cytosol. Lineage: Eukaryota; Metazoa; Chordata; Actinopteri; Perciformes; Bovichtidae.